Molecule: messenger RNA, 1955 nt
Organism: Rhodamnia argentea
Lineage: Eukaryota; Viridiplantae; Streptophyta; Magnoliopsida; Myrtales; Myrtaceae
Product: tRNA (guanine(10)-N2)-methyltransferase homolog
Exons: 7
Coding region: 210-1766 (518 amino acids)
Biological process (GO): methylation
Cellular component (GO): cytoplasm
Molecular function (GO): nucleic acid binding
Source: RefSeq, a predicted model, not a curated record
GUUUUGGGUUUCGCGAAGUGAAGCAAAUUUCAGUUCAGGCUGGUCCCUCUUCUCCUUUCUGCUUUUUGCCCUUCCGCCACCUCCUCCUCCUCCUCCUCCUCCGCCGCAACCGCCGCCGCUUCACCACCGGGAGGUAUAGACUAGCUUCCGUUUAGCUGAGCUAGAAACAGAGGAACGAUCGCAAAACGGGAAGACGGAAGAGCUAGGGAAUGUGGUUUCUGUGCGUGUUCUACCACAGGCUGCUGGAUUACCGGAAACCGGAGGUCGAAUCUCUCGCCCUGAUGUUCGGAGCGUUCGAUUCCGACGACGGAGGACAGGACGGGGGGGAGCAUUUGGAGUGGAGGCUUCCCGAGCACCACCAUCCCGACUCUCCUUUCCACUUUGUCGACCUUCCUUCCGAGGACGUCGCUCGCGAUAUCGCCAAUCGAAGUAUACUAGUCAAGGGCAUAUACGAACUCUGGGGAGAAGGGAACAACUACGAAGAACUAGAAGAUGCUAUAAAAGAUUACCCAGAUGAGCGUAAGCUACCAUAUCUGUCUCCUGAAAGCACAUUCAGAAUCACAGUUGACAGUUUUGGGAAGGUCAUUAGCUUUCAAGAGCAAAAUGAGCGCAUUCAAAGUCUUGCUUACAUCCCAUUCAAGGGGCAAGUCAAUCUAAGGAAUCCAGAUCACAAGUUCUGGCUCAUGGAAACAGAUGAUUAUGGAACCAACAAUGGUCUCCCUCCAGUGGUUCAGAAGAGGAUAUUUUUUGGCCGUGAAGUUGGUGGUGCUGACCGGAAGCUUUUGCCCACAUAUCAGCUCAAAAGUCGAACCUACCUUGGCCCUACCGCCAUGGAUGCAGAAAUGGCUUUCUUGAUGGCCAAUCAAGCAAUGGUAAAACCGGGGAAACUUGUUUAUGAUCCUUUUGUUGGCACUGGAAGCAUUCUUGUUGCCGCAGCUCAUUUUGGAGCAAUGACCAUGGGUGCAGACAUUGAUAUUAGGGUAGUGCGUGAUGGGCGUGGACCUGAUUGUAAUGUCUGGAGUAAUUUUAAGCAGUAUGGAUUGCCUACGCCAAUUGGUUUGUUAAGGGCCGAUAAUAACCUGCCUCCAUGGCGUCCUGGGUUAAAAGAAUACCUACAGGAUCUUGGUUUUUACUCAGGAUCUUCCACUUUAAAGAUGAGAUGGAGGGUAAUGUUACUGAACUGUUCGGUUGAUCACUACCAUGACAAAGAUGUAUUUGAUGCCAUAAUCUGUGAUCCACCUUAUGGAGUUCGUGCUGGAGGACGCAAGUCAGGUGGCCGUAAAUUACUGAAGGGGGUUGUGGGCCCUUACACUGUUCCCGAUGACAAGAGGACAGAUCACAUACCAUCGACCGCAGCUUACAGCUUGGUAGAAUGUGUGCACGAUUUGCUCGAUCUCGCUGCUAAAAUGCUCGUACUCAAUGGCAGACUAGUGUUCUUCUAUCCUGUAUUGAGAGAAGACGAGUCCACAGAAAACCAUUUCCCUGAGCACCCAUGUUUCGUAUUGGUUUCCGCAUCAGAACAGAUAUUAAGUUCACGAUAUAGCCGGGUUUUACUCACGAUGGUGAAGAGCAGUCCUUACACCGAGGAAAUCGAAGAAGAGGCUAGGCUUAAACAUCUGGAGUUCAAGGAAAACCACCUAAAGUGGAUGGAAGACGGUAAUCUUCAUUCUGCGGUUUUUAGCCCAGGGGAGUCGGUAUUUGUUGCAGAGGGCGACCCCAAAGUUAGUAAAGAAACAAAGCCGAAGUAUAGAGGAAAAUACGUGUAGUGCAGUCCUCCUAAAAGCAGAAUUUAAUAGGCUAUUAGACUGAAGAGAGAGAGAGAGAGAGAGAGAGAUUUAUUGACGAGGGAGUGAAGUUACGAACUUAUGAUGCGGUACUCUCGUCAGUUUAAAGCAAUUCAGUUUACUGAUGCAUUUUGUUCCUUCUCAAUAUGAAAGAGACGACCCUGCCUUCCA